UUGGACGACAGAUACUUAUGCAUGGUCAAGGAAGCAGACUUUUAGAGGUACCAAUGAAGACUGUGAUAUACAAACGCAAAUCUCAAGAACAGCUAUAUGUAAUGCAGCACUAGAUAAUUCCACACCAAUAGAAGGACAGUGUCCAGAGCAGAUUCGUGUAACAGAUCAGGUUUCACUCUGGCAAUCAUCAGAUCUUGGUCAAGCCCCAAAUUCUGAUAAUUGGGCGGAUUUCAGCGAGAUGAGGCUCCCAAGCUGUCUUUCACCUCUUGCAUCAGAAGCAGGCGAAACAACUGGUAUUUCAACCCGAAAUCUUAUAAGACCUCUGGAAUUUUCUUCAUGCCUUUCUGCAUCACAUAUCAACCUCCAGCCAACAGUAAGAUGCACAUCUUCUUCAGUUCAGCCACAGGCACCUCCUGGAAAAACUAACCAGCAGAAUUCAUCAUGUACUCCUCAAAAUGUAAAUGAAAUACACUCCUUGGGGGUAGGAAAGACCUUAUGCCCUUUAAAAUCAAACAGAGACCACAAUGGAGUUGCCAUUGAGUGUAAACCAGAAGAAAAAAAGACAAAAAUGCCAGAUUUUAAGAAUAACUUGCGAAAGGGAACAGAAGACAAAACACCGGACAGACAGAUGAAUGAAUCAGUAGACAGAGGCAUCUCUACAGCAAUGCAUAAUGUUGAAUCUGAUAAUGAGCCUUCUAGAAAAAAAGCAAAAGUGGCUGGUUACCCAAAUGAAGACAAUGUACAAUGUACACAAGCAGGGAUGGUAGUAGAUCCCUGCAGUGCUAAAAUAAAUAAUAUAAGACAAAUUAAUAACAAAAAAGACAUUAGCAACCCUGUAAUUUCUGAGAAAAUUGAUUGCCCGAAUGCUGCCAAGACAAGAAACACUGUGUCAAUAGAUCAAAAAUCUCAGGCAAACAUGGCACAUGGCCAGGUAAGUCCACUUUUCAAGUGUAAAGGUCAAGAGGCAUGCCAAAAAGAUGUUUGGGAUACAAAACAGACUACCUCUUUGGUGAUAAAACGUGGACUUGGGACGCCCAUUCAAAAAAGAAAAUGCGCUAAAGCCCAGAUGGAAGACUUAAGCAAAAUAAGUGAACUUAACAGUUCACCUCCAGUUCUUAAUGAUUCUUCAUCUUGCAGCCACCAUGACUUACAGUUAACACAACUGAGAAAUGAGUGUGUGGCAAGAACGGGAUUUAAGGACAGUGUCAAGGAUUUAAUCAAUGAAUGCGAAAAGAACAAUGAACCAGAAAUGAAAAAUCCCUUCAUAGAGCCUGAGAAAGUCUCACCAGAUGUGAACCUGAACAGAGAAGGAGACAAACAGACCCAAAGGCUCGCUAGUCUCGCUAAGAAGACAAGUUUUUGUGAUAAAAUUUUCCAUCAGACUGUUUUCAGUCUAGACACAACUGUCACUCAGCAUUUUCUACCUAUUAAUCAUCAACGAAGAUCAGAUUUGCAGACAUCUGAUAGAAAAAUCAGGACUAGUUUACCUCCAAGUGUCAUCUGUAAGAAGAUCAGCGAACCUCUAGAAUCUGAUCAUAUGAGUGCUGAGUUAAUGCUGGACAGCAAUAAACGGAAAAUAAAAGAUACAAUUGAAGAGCGUGGGAGAGAGAAAUGUGUACCAAGGACUGAUAAAUCUGAUGAUGUUUUAGACAAAUCUAAAGUGGAAAAAGUGGAUCCGAAAAACAGUGAAGCUGUCAGUGAACAAGUUGAAAGUGGGUCCAGAAAUGUAAAUGGAUGUUUCGUGAAUAGAAACUCUGUAAGAGAAGCUGAGAUUAAUUUGAAUACUGGUUUAUCCAUUCAUGAGGUUGUUGAUGUGAAUGCUGCUUCUCGUUUGUAUCCAAUUCCAACAGUAAGAGAUUUUAACAAUAAUUUUGGUACGGAAAAUCACUUGCAGCUUGAAUCAACUACAACAUUACUCCAUCCAUUUAGACCCGAUACCACGAUGGAGAAACCAAAAAUUGAUGAACAGAUUACAGAAAGUCUUUCUGAAUUAGCAGGUUCUUACAAGCCAACAGAGGAAAAGACCAAAGAGUUACAUCCUAAAUUGACUGGGUGCACUCGAACAGGUAAUCUGGAAGGACAAGAAGGAGAAAAAGAGGAGAAUACAAUAAGGAAAGCAGAACAUGUAGAAGUCAGUAGAAUGAAGGACAGUGAAGCUAAAUUAAGUGACAUUGAGGUUGAUGUAUUGGAGGAGAGGGUACAGCUGGCUAUAGGUCAUGGAGAUGAAGUGUUUGCUACAUCGGGAAGCAUUGGUGACACUGAUGAAGAGGAAAGUCAAAUCUCUACUAUGAGGCUUAAUGAUGGACAAGUUCUUGCUAUUGAGGAAGAAUUAAAUGGACAGCAGGUUUCAAUGACUGAAGUUGAAGUCAUGUCAUCGGAUGAAGCUACAGAUGACAUGACUUCAGAAAUGCUAAAUACUGAAGCAUCUUCUAUUCCACGUGAAGAAGGCCCUGAUCUCAGCAGCUUCUCAGUCGAUCCCUUAGGCUCAUCAGCAGCGUUUCUGCCAGAUCUGAACACUGAGUCAGCAGAGGACUAUAGCGGUGCUGAAGAGGAGCUUAUUGUGGAUGACAUCUCUGACUCUCCUCCCCAGCUGUGCAGUGUAGUUGGUACUGUGUGCAACAUUAUUCAGGAAGAAGAGGAUGAGUUGCGGGACGAGGAAGAAGAAGAGGUUGAUGUCACUGGAGAGGAAUCAAAUUGAAUUUAACUUACACUUUGUAAGCACCAGAAUAUUUUUCCAAAAAGAUCAGUUUAGUUUAAGAAAGGUUUAGCACUGGUACAUUUUUGUUUAUUUUGGAUG
Messenger RNA from Tachysurus vachellii, 2797 nucleotides. RefSeq lists its product as uncharacterized. The record is from RefSeq and is a predicted model, not a curated record. NCBI's taxonomy places the organism in Eukaryota, Metazoa, Chordata, Actinopteri, Siluriformes, Bagridae. Bases 239 to 2698 code for a protein of 819 amino acids. The transcript has 2 exons.